UGUUGGGGAUAUCGUUAUUCCUUAUAGAGUGUUAAAUAUCUCAUAGUAUUUCUUUAUUCAUCCUUAGCGACUUGUAUCUAAUUCAUAAUUGUUGUGGUCGACACGAUUGAAAAGAGUGACAGAACGACGCCACGUCCGCAAGUAUUGCAGCAAAAAAGCCGGUAGGUGACGUCCGCGUGUGUUCUUCAUUAAAGUGUAUAUGUACAUGAGUUUUCGAAAUAAAAAGAAAGGAAGGAAAAAACCAGUGAAGAUAGAAAAUUAAUAGUGAUUGGCUUUAAAAUUUGGUGUCAUAUUGAAAAAGAUAGAAGAAGAAGAAAAAGUAAAAAAAAAUAGAAAAAGAAAGAAAAGAAUAAUAGAUAAAAGAGAAUCGAUAGAGAGUUGAAAAAAUUAGAACAAACAUAGUAAAUGAACAACAAAAGAUAAAAAGAGAAAAAUCAAAUGAAUCGAAUGAAUAUCGGAUCGUGACUCAUGCUGGCUUUGACGUUUCGUCUUUCGUGAUUGUAAGAUUUCUUAUUGUCGCGUUCCACGUAUGAUGGAUGCUGUCGCGCGUGUUUCGCGACGCUAUCAAGAACAGACAGAUCAUCGAUCUGCACAAGCAACAGCUUUACAGUGAAUUGUUUCUUUGUCUACAAAGAUCGUGUAGUGUGUUGCGUGCUGCUUUCUUUUCAGCAAUUAUAUCAGCAUUCUAACCGCAAUCGUAAAACGCCGAUUAUACGAUCAGAUAUUCUUUUAAUAUGAGCCAGUAGGGUGCGUUGUAUAUGUGUAAGCGCGGAAAGCAGGAAGCAGUUAGCCAGUCUUUCUCUCAUCGACUAGUGAUUGCUUGUAAAUCUUUUUUCUCACUCCAUAUCGGUCUGUCGAUCAUCCUACUACAGUGACAUCGUUGUAACCAUCAUCAGUGUUUCUUCGAUGAUAAACACGUGUGCGUGUCACAAUUUACUACGUGUACGUGCGUGCGUUAGAGUUACGAGCUGCGCGUCGGCGCAUCGGUGUAAUUAGUGAUCGGGCUACGUUAUCAUCUAAGUUCUCGUAUACGAAUAUAACAGUAUACAGUUCUGUUAUUUGUUUAUUUGCUUGUUAAUUGGUUUGAAAAAAUCAGUUCUUUAUUUUAUUAUUAGUGUUGAAACUAGUUACGAACGGAUCGCCGGCGUAACCAUGGAUAUCCUGCCGAGUGGAAACAUAUUUAGGGAAUUGCAAGAUAUACAUGAUACCGGAUAUUUUUCGGCCCAGCCAUCGCUCGAGGAUCAUUGGCAACAGACAUGCUACGAGAUGGAGAGGUACCUGAAGGACGAACCGAAACUGCAGUCGUACAAAAAGUUGCCCACAGAAUUAGAUACAGCACCCUGGAAUCUCUUCAGGCCUCCUAUUUCGUGGACAGCGACCACUGGCACCGCCAACGCACAAUUUGAAUCACCAAUCAAAAUGGAGGUGACGACGUCGUCGGAAGACAGAGAAACGCUCUGCUUGGACGAUAUUAAGUUCAGUCCUGGUGAUCACAACCACAAUGGGCGUGAUAGGGAUCUUCUGGACCGGCACCUCGAUUCCUUGUCGAUGUCGUCAUCGAGUUCGGCGUGUUCUUGGGAUAGUUCGCCUUCCGUUUCGUGCACGGCGUUCAUUCUCAAGAAAGAGCCCAGCGAGGAUCUCGAAGAGGACGAGGAGCACGAGGAAAUCGAGGAGGAAGAGGACAGUGGAUGCGAAAGCGAAGGUCAAAUCCUGACACCACCAUCGAGUCCGGGCUCGGGUCAAGGUCAUUCCAACUCCAGUCACUCGUCGAGCGGGAGUUCUAUGCUCGACGUACAGAACCUCAACCUUCAUGGGACGGGUGGCAGGAGCGCUAUCGUCAGGGUUACUACUAGCAACGCACAGGGUGUCGCAAGACUGAUCUCCGUCACAGCGAAUGGCUACCCUGCAGUUGCAGGCACGCAACAUGCACAUGCAGGGACAACUGCGGCUGCGAGCACCGUGGCUAAUAGGCACCAUGCGAGGAGUCAUGAGCACAGUCCGCCUGAUACGAAGCGCAGGAUACACAAAUGCCAAUUUCCGGGUUGCAAGAAGGUAUAUACCAAGAGCUCACAUCUGAAAGCUCAUCAGAGGACGCACACAGGAGAGAAGCCGUACAAGUGCAGUUGGGAGGGUUGCGAGUGGCGAUUCGCGCGUUCCGAUGAGUUAACACGCCACUACCGCAAGCACACUGGCGCGAAGCCGUUCAAGUGUCGGCAUUGCGACCGAUGCUUCUCUCGCAGCGAUCACCUAGCCCUCCAUAUGAAGAGACACGUGUAAUCGAUCGUCACCGCGGACGGUCCUCAACAAACGGAACAGUCCAGGACCGGCAGGCGAACCUCCUUCCUUCUCGAAGAUUCUCGAGGUCGUCAUGCAAACACACGACCCCCUCGUGAUCGCGUUUCUUCCAUACACACCUGACGAUCCACAUCGAAUUCGAUCAUCGACAACGUAGCCAUCACCAAGUUGGCCCCAUCAUGUCGGAGUAAUAUGAUCGCAAGAUAUAGAGAUAUAUACAUUUAUAUCUAUAUAUCUAUAUAUCCCUUAUGGAUUUAAUAUUAAUAAAAGGGGAAUCGAUGAUGGGCGAGAUGAUCGAUGAAGAAUGGCCAUUUCUGUUAGUGGUCGUUCUUUGGAAAUAGAAAAGUCGAUCAAUAAAUAAACAAAACGAAUCGAUACUAUCCAUCGUUGUAAAGGACGAAUGUAAGACAAUUCGUAGAUUGAUGGUUGCAAUUGGAAAUUGCAAUUGAAAUAAAGAAAACGUAUAUCUUUCUUCUUUCUCUCUUCGAGGCAAUAUCUGAAAAAGUUAACGAGACUGAAAGAAUAUCAGAUGACACUUUCUAUAAAGAUACAUGCUGGCAAUGGAAACAAUAAAUGGUGAUUAGAUGCGGAUCAGACUGGUAAUUAGGAAUCUCUUGGACAAACACAGGAUAACAAAUUUUGUCCGAGAUGUUAAUCACUGCCAAUUCAUUAAAUUCUAAGAUCAGUGCAUAUAAUAUCGGAGAUAACCGAUGAAUGCUGCCUCGAAACUGGGAAAGAAAUCGAAUGAAAAAAAUCGUCCAACAAUGAUGGCGUAUACGACUCUCACGUGAAUUCUUACAAGUCGUCUGCCUCCUGUAAAACGGUCGAAUUUUCGGAAAACUGAUUCGAAAAGAAAAGACAGAGCAAGAAGAAAAAAUAAAGAAUUAACGAAAACAAAAAAAAAAAGAAAAAGAUAAAAGAAAUCGAAGGAAACAAAGAAAAAAAAAUGUGAAUUUAUACUUAUUGAUUCGAGAAACACCGAUUUGGCAAUGUUUCAAAGGCGUCGAUUCGAAAGUUCGAGAAAACCCGGUUCGAGAGGACAAUAAUAUUCUGUCUAUCGGUGCCAAAACGUUAUUUCCUUUUCUCUUUCAUUUUCCUUUCUUUCUAUUCUUUCUUAUGAACAUUUAUCACGUACACUAAUCUUCUCCCUCCCCUCUAGUAUCCCUGAAAAUGGGGGCCACAAGAGAAAAAGCUGAUUCUAAUGGGUAAGAAAAGUACGCGACGCUUUUGAGCCUCGAAUCCUACGAGCAAUAAUCGAAAAUAUAUUCGCGAGCCGGUAGAACGUCACAUGUACGUGUGUAUGUGCCUAUUGUAAAGAGUGGCGGACGAGGGCACACGACGAGGACGAGCCGAUGUAAUUGAAUACGUGAUUUCGGCCAGUUUCGACGGAGGCAAACUUUACCCGUGCCGCGGCGCUAAUCCCGAAUUUACAGUGCGAAUUAUAUCGCGAGGCCGCCUCCAUUCGACUCACACGAUUCGCCGCCCUUUUGCCCUUUUCCAUCGUAACAUCGUUUCCCAUCAUUUUCCGCGAAUAAACAAGAAAGGAUUCCUUUUCAAUACCGAGAAUUCGACCGUUUUACCGAUCGAUAAAUAAUUCACGAAUGAUUUUUAAGGAAGAAAGAGAAAACCGCUUAUAUUAUACACAAAAAGAAAGAAAAAAAAAAAGAAAAAAAAGAACCUUUGGUAGGAACAAGGCAUCGAGAAUUAUCUUUUUUCCUUAAAAAAUAAUUCGACCGAACACGGGGCUUCUUUCGUAGUAACGCGCGUAAUAUGGUUUUUAAUGAAAAUAAGGGGAAUAAGAAUAAUAAAAAAUAAAUAAAUAAGAUAUAUACGGGAAUCUGACUUUGUACUUUUGUACGAUUGCUUUCUAGGUAACGUUCUCAUCUUUAUUUCACGCGUGAUUGCGCGCCGCAGGAGCGGGAGUGGCGAGAUGUCCCGACGUGGCGGGCAAGAUUCUAUGUCGGAGGCUCAACAGAAAUAAAUAAUAUAUAUAUUUUUUAAUAUUCUCGUCUUACUUACCAAAACAAUAUAUUAUUAUACAUAAGGGAUUAUACAAAGUAUAAAACGGGCAACAUUCCGCACAAAGCUCUAGAACCGUUUCCACGCGUCGACCCGUCGAGCACGCCACUCCCUCUUAUACGCGCGCAAAACCAUGGACGGCAGACGACCACGAAUCGUUCACGACUAUUAUUAUACAUGAGUGUGUGAGUGUGUGUGCCUCUUGGGAACGCAACGAACUUCCGGUCGACGUGCAUCGUUGUCUCGCUAAUCAUCGAUUAUCCAACCGAGGACAAGCCUCGUUCGAAAUCGAAAUCACGUAGGGAAAUAACAAUAAAGGGAUAAAUAAAAUAAAGGAAAGAAGAAAUAAGAGAAAUAAAGAAACAAAAAAAAAGGAGAAGAGAAAAUUAGCGGAAUAUAUUAAAUGAAAAUGAAGUGUCAACAAGGAAAGAUAACGAGAGAAAGAGAGAGAUAAUGAUUAUCUGGAUAAUAUAUGUUGUAUCCAUGGACUGAAACGAAUUGAAGGAUCGUAGAUCGCUCAUCGAACGAAUGGUGAACAAAAUAAUAGAGUAGUAAAAACAGAGAAAAUAAAAAAAAGAUAAAUAGAAUAAUAACGUAAUAUUAAUUACGAUUAAAUUACAAAAGGAUAAGAGAAACAGAACAAAUGGAAGAAAGGAGUUUUACUGUUUAAGAAGACUAAUCUUUACCUGAGGGCGCGGGAACGGCCUGCAAGAACACCCGAGUUGCGGGCGAAACACGAAGAUUUAAAGAAUAAGAUGGGAAAAAAGGAAGAAAGAAAAAGAAAAAAAAAGAAACUAAAUUUUAAAUGUUCAGUGGCCAAAUAAAUUAACUGAUAACGCACGUAGAACAUAAAGAUAAACCGUACCUACCAAGUAAGCCUGACUGACAUGAAAGCGUCGACGCGGUUUGCGCGCGUGUAGCUGCGUGUGAAUGUGUGCGUGUUAAUUCAAUGUCUGUGGCACCUGUAAUUUCUUCUUUUUCUCUAUAUAAUAUUUCUUUUUAUCUCUUUUAUUUGCGUAAAUUUUGCAUAAGUGCAGAUUGAAGUAAGUAUGGAUGAUUGUAUUCUUUUUCCCCGCGAGAUAAAAAUGCGUUCCAAAAAUAGAAAAAUUGAUUUUUAAGAAUUAUAAUAAAACGAGUUAAGAUGGGUUAAGGGUUUUGAAAAGAAUAUACAUACAUAAAUAGAUGGAAAGGAAGAGAAAAAGAAAGAGAGAGAGAGAGAGAGAGAGAGAGAGAGAGAGAGAGA
Messenger RNA from Apis laboriosa (Himalayan honeybee), 5557 nucleotides. Its product is annotated as Krueppel-like factor 7. The coding region runs from base 1153 to 2277 and encodes 374 amino acids. Gene Ontology annotation, molecular function: DNA-binding transcription factor activity, RNA polymerase II-specific; RNA polymerase II cis-regulatory region sequence-specific DNA binding. The transcript has 6 exons. Lineage: Eukaryota; Metazoa; Arthropoda; Insecta; Hymenoptera; Apidae. The record is from RefSeq and is a predicted model, not a curated record. Gene Ontology annotation, biological process: regulation of transcription by RNA polymerase II.